CGCAUUGUCCAUUAUCUCCCAACCCUGCAAUGCCGUCCUUCAGCCUAGCGCCGCACCCGUGCUGGGAGGACGGCGAUCCGGCACCAGUCAUUCGUUCACAGGACGACAAGCACGGAACCGAUACCCGUACGAUCAGUGGAGAACGACUCCUCCAUCGUGUGCUGGCUCGCAAUUCCAUUCGCCCAUGUUGCUUGUACCCGUCAGAUCCGAGGAUCGUCAGAGAUCCGAAGAAGGGAUGGCGAGCUGUUUGAGGGCCGAACAGGCUGGGGGUCGACGCCAUUGAUCUCGCCACGGCUGCAUAUAACAUGCUAGCUUAGGCCCAGAGCUUGGGAGCCACAUGCCCUCGACGCCUUCUAAAAGACGACGCCCCCGCGGUGGCUUCGCUAAGAGACAUCGUUGGGUUGAAAAGCUCUUAAACUUCUGCUGCUGCUGUUCCUCCUGCUGUUUUGAAGAGACAGAAGAACAACGACAAGAAAUGGCUCCAGCUCGAGUCGUUUCUCCAUCCGCGCCUCCGGCUACGGCUCCAGCGCCAGCUCUAGCCAGCCCUCCGUCCACGCCAGUACACGCGGGUAACUCCAAUGGCGUCCACGAAGCCUCACCGGCGACAAUAAAGUCGAUGACUUCUGUGCGCUCUUCGUACACAUCCCAAUCAAAGCGAGUCGUUUCCGGGACCAUGGACAGUUCAUCGAUGCAUUUCAUUCGCGAGACCGGUCAAUCCUUGGGCAAGAAGGGUGCCGCGGAGUUGGGCUUCGGCGUUUUUGAAUCCGUGUCAACCACGACUUUUAUUGCCUUAGUGGAGUACAUUGCAAACGUGCGGCUUUCGACGCUGCCUCAUCGUGGAUCGACAUGGGACACCGUUUUGAUCAGAGCCCUCUAUUUCGCUGAAAGGCAAUAUGGCUUUGAGAAGAUCAUGAAGAGCUUUGGCUCUGAGGACAGCGGAACUGCCAAUCUUGCAUACGGCUAUUGCAAGCUUCUUCUCGAGCUCGGACCCGAGAACGCAGAAGCAUUGGACAAGGCAUUCGCUGUCCUGUACAAACAUGCUCUCGAUGUUGCAGCUCUUCUCUGGCGUACUGAGGUGGUCACAACCACACCGCUUAUCAGAGAGCAACUCGCAUUGAUGUACGGAGAUUUGCUCACUCUAACAUCCGUGGUGGCGACUCGGUAUUACAAGGUUGUCCAGGGCACCGCAUCGACAACAAUGACUCUGGACAUCUACGACGUGUGCCACGACGUCAUUCAGAGCUUCCGCGAUCGCCAGGAGACCGUAAUCGACCUCAUCUGGGCCCACCAGGCUCAACUGGAGGGACUGGAUUUGACCACUGGCCUCAGUACAAAGUCGCUGAGGCGUUGGCUGCUCUCGAUGGACACGGUGCAGACCACGCUCACACAAGACCACACCAUCUACCUGGUUGGACAGGCAGAGUCGACAUGCUUGUGGUUCCAAAAACCUCUGGGCGCUUUCGUGCAAGGACACCGUAAAGUCAUGGCAGUCACGGGGCAUUCUGGCUCCGGCAAAUCGGUCCUCGCUGCUUCGACUGUGGAACGAUUGCAGAGGCCUCUUGGACGCAAGACCUUCUCGACGUUGUAUUACGCUAUUCCCUCGGAUGCCCAUGCUGCAACCACUCCGAUCUCCAUCCUCAAGUCAUUGCUCGCCCAGGUCCUCGAUCUUCGCAUCGGCGAUAUGCAGACGUAUCAUGCUGUCGCUCGAGCCUACGAACACUGCACUGUCACGGGUGACGUCAAGGUCUAUGAAGACCAUCUGUGGGAGGCGCUGGCCGAGGCUUUCAAGCAGUCGCUGGACAACGCCAGAGACCUCAUCGUAGUGAUUGAUGGCCUUGAGGAGAUUCAUGGUGGCAAAACUCCGGCUCAGGCCGUUUUCGACAGACUUGCCGACAUUGUGUGCGAUGGCAAGCGAGUGAAGUUGAUUGGACUUGCCACCAGUCUUUCGAUGCCAUCGGGCAUUGAUACGACACAUGUCACAAUCACUCGCGAGGAGGUGCACGAGGACAUCCGCGCAGUCAGCCUUCGAGCGUUGUCACACUCCCACCAUUUCCAUCACCGCUCUUCCGAACAGGACCAGGUCUUGGAUCGCAUUGCGAGAAUUGCGGGCGAGUCCUUCGUCUUGGCCAUCCUCGUUUCAGACAUCUUGCACCACUUGAAGAGCUAUGAGGAGAUUGUGAAGACUCUCGAGCACUUUGAGAAGACCAAGCCAACCGUCCAAGAUCUGGUACACAAGGUCUUCUCCCGACAUGAGCCUUCCUCCACCACCAGGACCGUCUUGGGCUGGAUGGUGCAUGCAGAGCGUCCUUUGACGAUCUCCGACAUGGAACGAUUGUUCACCCAUGGCCACAAGCCGGAGCACGGCAUCAAUGUGCACCACGCACUAGAACAUAUCCGGCACAUCUUGGCCGAAGGCGACUACCUCGCACGCUUCAAACAUCGAUCCAUCCACGAGAGCGUCUCCGCCCUCAUCCACAGCGGCAAGAUCGUGAUUCCCGAUGAACACAAGCAAGGCGAUCUUCUCAUUCGGGCCCUUCACUACGCGAAAGCCGUCCUGCGAGACGAUCCAGAGCCCGAGCUGGGAGACAUCGGAUUCGAGCUCACCGAUCGCAUUUUCCGCGAGCACCCACUGCUGCCGUACGUCAUCAUUUACUGGACGACGACCCUUAAACAUCAUGGCGAGAAGCAUCCGAAGGAACUGACCGCCGCGCUGCCGACCGUUACGAUCAUGGCAUUGAUCGAACGCAUUGUCUGGGCUCACGAGGUGCCUUUCAUCCAAGCGGUGGAGAUGCACAAAUUCGCCAUCCAGAUCCGUCAGACACACCUUAAGGAUCAUGAGCGUAUCACGCUCCAAUCCAUCCUCAACGCUGCCCUCAUCUAUGAUGAUUUGGGACAGGUGACCGAGGCAUCCCGACUGUACUACCAGUGCACCAAGAUUUCGCAUCGUCUCCAGCUGGAUGUCUUGUCUUUGGAGUUGGGACACCGCUUCUUGCGUGUCUCCGAGACGCUCGUCGACACGAAGCGGACUGAGAUCAUGACGUAUCGUGAGGAAGUCUACUUGAUCGUCAUUACUCUUCUCGUGAAGAUUCACGGCAGCUACUCGAUGGAGGUUAUUCGCAUGCGGACCCUCCUCGCGACUUUCUACGAGCACAUUCAAGAGAAGGAACGCGCGGCGGCGAUCUAUGAGUUGAUCCACGAAGCUACCAUUCAUGUCCAUGGGAGGGACUCGGAUGAAGCUCGAGGUAUCUCGGACCACCUCAGGGUUGUGUUGGGCAGGACCAGGGCGGAAGAAAAGAUUGAAACCCUCAAAGAGUCCAUCUUCGAUGAUGUGGAAGACGCGAUUGACGUUGAUUCCCUCGACAUCGUCAUGAUCCACGACCGCCUCAGGAUCGCGAAGACUGAGCGAGAGUUCGUCGAGCUCUGGCAAGUGGUGUCCACAACGGCACGCUCAACAACGGCGAUCGAAUGGCAUGAGAUCAACAUCGAUGUUGCCACGUCUUACUCGAAGUUCUUGAUCAGCCAGAAGCGCACCACCGAGGCCUCGGCAGUACUGUGCUCCGUGAGUCGAGAGUACCAGUAUCAUCAUGCUUCCUUGUUUGAGAGCAUUUCUACUCGACUGAGCACCGUUGCGACCUCGUUGACGGAGCUGGGCCUCUUCACCGCGGCACUUACUCUACUCAAAUCGACGGUCCACUUCCACCAGAGUGCCCACAAGGAAGAGACGGUUCGGACUACUGAGAUCCAACGCCAGAUAUCUGUCGUGGAGACCAGACUGGUUGAAACUACAUCUGUCGACCAGCAUACCGACAUCCUGGAGCGGAUCUUUCGUACUGCAAUCAGUGACACGACAAAGACCAUUGAUAUCAAAGUGGUCACGAUGGCCAGGACUCUUGCUUCUCACCACGUGGAUCGUUUCGAGGUCCGCGAGAGUGUCGAGAUUGUCAAAUUGCUCCUGAGCCGUGUCUGGCCAUCGUUCUUGACCAGCACCUCCAGGAAUGUGGAGUUGACCACCGUCUUCCAGAAAGAGACGCUUGACCUCAUCUUUGAUUUCCUGGUCCCAGGCUACAAGCGACUCAGAGAGCCGGCAAACGUCGAAUGGGCUCUGUCGGGAGUGUUCCUUGCCGCCAUCACGGCGAAGACUGUGGACUUUGUCCUUAUCAGUCGCCUGCAGACUUUGCUCCUGCAGCACUAUGACGAAGAACACCAGCCAGACAAGGCUAUUGUCACUCUGCAGAGAGUCGUGGCUGUGCGCCGCGCCCACCUUGGAACCACCCACGAGGAUACGAUCAAGAUUCUGUACGAACUUGCACGCCGAACUCAUGAACGAGCUAGGAUCUAUCCGGGCUGGAUCGACUUCUACCUCCAGAUUGUGUCGUCUCUCAACAAGAGCAACGACGUCUGCCACCCUCAAGCCCUCGAAGCCCUUGAGAUUGUCGCAGCGACUUAUUGGACAGACGGUCGGUAUCACGAUGCAGUGGCCUGCUACAGAGUCAUUUGGAACACUCUCGUCAAGGAGCCAAAACAGCAUGCCAAAUUUUUGCAAGCCACGUUCGUGCAGCAGCUGUACGAGCGUUACUAUAUGUGUCUCGAAAGGACCUCUGCCAGGUACGAGACGCUGUACCAGGUGACCAAGCAGUACCACAGUACCACCGUGGUGAUCUUCGGUGAGCAGUCCGAAGUCACGACGAGGGCGAUGCUAUCCCUCGCACGGGUGUCCAGCACAAACGAACAACAUCAUUCGGAAGCCAGGAGCCUGUACGAACGGAUCUCGAAGACUUCGUCUUCUACCUUUGUUCACUUGGCCGAAGUGCAGACGGCAUUGACAGUCUUCUUCGCCCGCGAAAUUAUCCGCGCCCAGACUUCUACCACGGUCAGUUCGGAGACGUUGGAAAGCGCUCAAUCUCGCUCUCUUACGGAGUACCGAUCGUCCGUGUCGAAGUUUGGAUACAGCAGCACUUCAACCCUGUCCACCCUGCACCAGACGGCGGUUUUGUACUACAAGCAAGGCAAGACGGAUGUCGUCACCAAGGAGCUCACAACUGCGACGACGGAAAUAAUCACCAAGGAGACGUCGUCGAGCAAGCUCAUCGAGGCUGCAGAAUCGAUCGUGACCACCUUCCAAGCCACCAAGACCACGACAUACCUCGAGACCAUGAUCGCCGAGAUCCAUCGCCAGGUGAUCUGCAAAGACACCACCAAUUCAAAGAGCUGGGGAUUCGAUUUGACAAAGUACGGUCGUGGUGUACUUCCAUUCUUGGCUGCAUUGAUUGUCAGAUCCUCUGUGGACACAACCAUCUCGUUCUCCAAUGUCAUGGCCGACCUCCUCACCGAGCUGUUCUACUUUGACGAGUAUCGCCACAUGGUCCACUCCAACGCAAGCCUCCAAGCGAUAUUGCUGUCGGCCAGCGCUCUUCGAGCGUUCCUUCUCAGGAUUCAUCGACAUGAUGCUGUCGCCUCGCUCGACAAAGAUGUCGCGGCUGUAUUCAUCGCCAGGGAUGGUUCCAAGCUGAAGCUGCUCAGCAAGGAAUCUGCUCGCCUAUUCAUGGUGGCCAUCAUGGAGUACCUCGGUGUCCACCGCCGUUCGCCUUUUGUCCGAGCCGUGGUGCUUGCAUCCAAUGGGAGCAUCGCCAAGCUCAUGGCAGCUGGGUCGUACGCCGAGGCCUACGACAUCGCGAACUGCGCUUUCGAAUUCGCCCUCGAGAACGACGCCUACACCGGAGCGAAGGGCAUCGGACAUGGAUUCAACCUCGCUUCCACUCUUGCGGGUAUCGGAUACUCCAAGACACCCAGCGAUGCCAACCUUCGCAGACAGAUGCUGCAGCUGUCGAACAAGAUCGCCAGGAAAGUGUUGGAUGUGUGCAAGCACCAGAACAUCAAAUUCACCGAGAUCAACCUGCACGAUCUCAACCGUCUCGUCGAGCUGUUGGGCGUGCAAGAAGACUACGAGACGCUGGAGUCGUUGCUCACAGCGCUGUGGAACACGCGCGAGGCGCACCGAGACUGGUCGUCGACGACAAUGGACACCCUGGGCAAGGACUUGAUCUACGCUCGCUACCUCUCCGGCCAUCCCUUCAAGGCUCUCCGCCUCUGCGAAGACAUCGCGUACAACCAACGCCGCACUCACGGCCUGUCGAGCCCGAUUACCCGAAAGGUCAACGUCUUGCUUGCGGAGCUGUACUCGUCGAUUGGACUAUGGUACUUGCAGCAAGGCAACAAGAGCCAGACAAACGUCGAUCUCGCCAACCAGUACUUCGCCAAGGCAUUGGCGGUGCAUGAAGAGACGCUGCGGGUGGCGGUCGGCGUGGAGCGUACCCCUGGAGAAGUCGUCGAUGACGACGAUUGGGACACAACGGGUGAUAUCUUGAGGGAACACGGCAUCAUUGUCGGCACGGAGAGCACGAAUGGCUCCUCGGCAGUCGACACAGUGGCGGAGAAGAAUGUGGCCAAGACGCAUCUCCGCCUCCUCAAGCUGGCCGUCCAACGUCUUGGAGGAUGGCCUGGCGCACACGGCGAGCAUGAGAUGCUGGUGCAUCAAGUGCAGAAUGCGUUCCCGGAGACGAAGGAGCUGCAAACGCCGGACAAGUGGCAGAUCAAGGGGUUUGGGCAGGGGAAGGCUGAGAGUAAUGAGGGCACGUUUGCGAAGGUGGGUGAGUGGAGGUUGUUGGAAGCCGUUUAGUUGUGCGUUGUCUGCAUUCGCGUUCUGAGGGUUGAUGGGUAUUUCGCAAUUGCUUUAAUGAUUUAAUCGUGGGGUUUGGGCAAGGACGUAAUUAGGGAUCAAAAGCGUUGCAAUUUCG
Neohortaea acidophila is the source of this 6794-nucleotide messenger RNA. RefSeq lists its product as uncharacterized. The coding region runs from base 338 to 6676 and encodes 2112 amino acids. The record is from RefSeq and is a predicted model, not a curated record. The transcript has 10 exons. Gene Ontology annotation, molecular function: protein binding. Lineage: Eukaryota; Fungi; Ascomycota; Dothideomycetes; Mycosphaerellales; Teratosphaeriaceae.